AGAGAGAGUCGACUGCGAAGAUGGUUCAGUGUCUCGUGUAUCGCUCGCGUCACAGCUACCCCACCAAGUCCAACCAGCACAGGAUCGUCAAAACCCCUGGAGGUAAGCUAGUGUACCAGACCACUAAGAAGAGGGCAAGCGGGCCCAAGUGUCCUGUUACUGGCAAGAGGAUUCAAGGGAUCCCUCAUUUGAGCCCUGCUGAAUACAAGAGGUCUAGGCUGUCUAGGAAUCGGAGGACUGUUAAUCGUGCCUAUGGAGGAGUAUUGUCUGGAGCUGCCGUCAAGGAGAGGAUUAUCCGCGCCUUUUUGGUUGAAGAACAAAAGAUUGUGAAAAAGGUGUUGAAGAUUUAGAAGGCUAAGGAAAAGCUAUCUGCCAAGCACUGAGCUUGAAUGAAGAGUCUAGUGAGUUUUAAGUAGCUUCUAGAGUGAUUUUGGCUAUUAUUAGUGGGCUAUGGAAAGUAGUU
Molecule: messenger RNA, 463 nt
Organism: Rosa chinensis
Lineage: Eukaryota; Viridiplantae; Streptophyta; Magnoliopsida; Rosales; Rosaceae
Product: 60S ribosomal protein L34-1
Exons: 1
Coding region: 21-350 (109 amino acids)
Biological process (GO): ribosome biogenesis; translation
Cellular component (GO): ribosome; cytosolic large ribosomal subunit
Molecular function (GO): structural constituent of ribosome
Source: RefSeq, a predicted model, not a curated record